AAAGCCAGUCAGGAAAUAUAUAAAGGAGAAGCUCAGCUCAGCUCUCAGCCAAGGUCCUUCCAGGCAAGAUGAAUCCUACCAGCUUCUUCCUCCUUACAUUGCUCCUGGUUCUGGUGACAGAACCAGCUGCAGGAAGACCCCGUGAUAGAUUUGCACAUGACACAUCAAGAGAAAACCUUGAACUAGAGAUCCUGGGGAGCAGUGGGGGAUCGAGUUCUAUCCAUAAUGAAUACAGACACAGUGAAAGCUCAUGGAGUACCUUUAAAUCAAAAAAUCCCAGGACUACCAUCACAGAGGAAUUCUAC
Molecule: messenger RNA, 305 nt
Organism: Mesocricetus auratus (golden hamster)
Lineage: Eukaryota; Metazoa; Chordata; Mammalia; Rodentia; Cricetidae
Product: seminal vesicle secretory protein 5-like
Exons: 2
Source: RefSeq, a predicted model, not a curated record